AUGCCACCGAGAACGCGUGCUAGAGCAGGUGAGGGCGAAAGUCGGGGUGGUCGUGGUCGUGGCCGCGGCCCCGGCCGUGGACGUGGCCGAGAGGCGCCAGUGGAGGAUGAGGUUAGCCAAUUAGGGGAAAAUCCGAAUGGGAAUUUGGGGGAAGGGGCCGGACAUGGUCGAGGAGAGGAAGUUUCGAUCGUUCAAAAUCCCUUUGCUAGGGACUUCGUUGCGGCUCUUGCGGCCGCGAAUCUUUUAAACCCAGCUCUUAGGGAAGGUGCAGACAGUCGCGCCUUGUCGGCAAUGAGGGAAUUCAAUCGUAGGAAUCCACCAACGUUCGAUGGGUUGAGCAGUGACCCUCUUGUGGCUGACCAUUGGCUGGCCCAAAUCCAAAAACUUUUUAGGGCUCUUGGGAUCACAGAGGAUGACUUGCGAGUCAAUAUUGUGGCUGUUCAACUUACCGGGGAAGCGAAUGAAUGGUGGGAGUCGGUUUUAGAAUUGAGGAAGGACGCGAGGAGAGCGGCAAGGACUGCAGCUCAAGCGAAUGAGCCGGAUGUGGAAAACUUAACUUGGGCCGAGUUCGAAGUGCUAUUCGAGGAGCAAUAUUUUCCCGAAACUAGUCGAGAUCAAUUGAGGGAUGAAUUCGAAAAGUUAGAACAAGGAAAUAUGACCGUGUCAGAAUACGCUUUAAAAUUCCAAUCUUUGUCCCGUUUCGCACCGGAGUUGGUGGCUACCGAGGAAAGGAAGUGUAGGCGGUUUGAGAGAGGGUUACAUGAAACCGUGAAGAAGUUUGCUGUGGCACAACGCAAAGGGAAGUUUUCCGAGGUUGUAGAGUGUGCGAGGAGCAUCGAGACCCCUAAGGAGGCACCACAAAAUCCUAAGGCUUGGGAACCGAGGCAACCGGUAGGGGGUAUGAGCUCUUCUUCGGGGAGUUUUAAUAGUCAAGGGAGAAAGAGACAGCGAGAUCAAUUUUCGGCUUCGCAGGGUCCGUCAAACUUUAGGCCUCCAUCAUUCUCUUCUUUUGGGACUCGGGCAAAUCCAAAUAGGCCUUCGAUUGUGUGUCACGAGUGUGGUCAAGCAAGGCACAUUCGUGCCCAAUGUCCGCGACUUUUGGGUACGUGUUUUACUUGUGGGAAAGCCGGUCAUUUUGCAAGAAAUUGUCCACUUGGGGAAGGGACACGAAGCGAGUCUGGUUCGGUGCAGCAGCCGAGGGGUGGUCAAAGUUCUGGUCGCCAAUCAUUUCGGGGUAUUCAGAGGCAGCAACAGCCUCACUUUCGUCAGACCAUGUCAGCUCAGGGAUCUCAGGUUGAGAGAGGAGCGAGUUCUUCGACACCUACUCAGGGUUCCGGACAACGGGGUGGGCAUGUUCGGAGUCAAAUGUCUCAGGGAAGGGCGUUUGCUAUCACUUCUGCAAUUCCACCUCCACCACCUCCUGUCACUUCUCAAGCCCCAGAAACUUCGGUUGUGAGGGAAAUUGAGAAUAUUAGUCCUCCGUUGUUCGUUGAGACACCUAUAGGAGGUAGAUCGCCAUUGGAUCGUAUUUGUCGAGAUUGUGAGCUCAUUAUUCGAGAUCGUCGUUUCACUUUUGAUUUCAUUGUGUUGAAUAUGUUGGGGUUCGACCUUAUUUUGGGCAUGGAUUGGCUAUCUACAUUUUACGCUACCAUAGAUUGCUUCAAGCGUCGGGUCCGUAUUUGUCCGCCCGGGGGUUCUUGUUUUGAGUUCUUUGGGGAGCGUCGGGAACCAUUAGAGCCAUAUUCGUGUGGGUCUCGAGAACAAGAGUCAAUGUAUGCGUUAUUAGCGAGUUUGGCCUUAGAUGAGGACGUAUCCGCGCGUGGGGAGUUACCCCUUGUUGUUUGUGAUUUUUCGGACGUGUUUCCGAAGGAGUUACCUGGUUUGCCACCCAAGAGGGAGAUUGAGUUCACCAUUGACCUACUUCCUGGUACCGCUCCCAUUUCCGUACCUCUUUAUCGUUUCGUGCCUGCUGAGUUAAGGGAACUGAAGACUCAAUUGCAAGAAUUGGAGAGUUUGGGCUUUAUCCGUCCGAGUACGUUGCCGUGGGGAGCACCGGCUUUGGAAGACAUUCCUAAAACUGCUUUUCGUACUCAAUAUGGCCACUACGAAUUCGUUGUUAUGCCUUUUGGAUUGACGAACACACCGGCGACUUUCAUGGACUUGAUGAACCGCAUCUUUCGUGCCUACCUUGAUCGCUUCGUAGUAGUCUUUGUGGACAAUAUCCUUAUCUACUCGCCUUCGGAGGAGGAACACCAAAUUCAUCUAACUGUCAUUCUUGAACUUUUGAGAGAGCACUGCUUGUAUGCCAAACUUAGUAAGUGUGAAUUUUGGUUGUCUGAAGUCAAGUUUUUAGGUCACGUUGUGUCGAAGAAUGGGGUGUCUGUUGAUCCGGGGAAGAUAGAGUCCGCAAUGAAUUGGCAAAGACCAAAGAAUGUAUUCGAGAUUCGUAGUUUCUUGGGCUUGGCCGGGUAUUACCGUCAUUUCGUACUCGAUUUCUCUCGCCUAGUGGCUCCGUUGACUAAAUUGACCCGUAAGGGGACUCGUUUCAUUUGGAGUGAUGCGUGUGCGAUGGCCUUCUAG
This is a messenger RNA of Rhododendron vialii, 2580 nucleotides long. RefSeq lists its product as uncharacterized. The record is from RefSeq and is a predicted model, not a curated record. The transcript has 3 exons. Lineage: Eukaryota; Viridiplantae; Streptophyta; Magnoliopsida; Ericales; Ericaceae. Bases 1 to 2580 code for a protein of 859 amino acids. Gene Ontology annotation, molecular function: zinc ion binding; nucleic acid binding.